Molecule: messenger RNA, 1215 nt
Organism: Venturia canescens
Lineage: Eukaryota; Metazoa; Arthropoda; Insecta; Hymenoptera; Ichneumonidae
Exons: 2
Source: RefSeq, a predicted model, not a curated record
UUAACGGCGUUACGAUGUUUGUUUCGUUUUCUUAUACGGAUAACGCACCACACAGAUUUUCUUCAAGAUCAACCAAGUGACAUUGAAGAAGAAAGUUAUCAACCAAGUGACAUUGAAGAAGGAAGUUAUUUUAACAAAUUCCGUGAAUAUUUGGCGCGUUAUCAAGAAUUUCAUGGCAUUCCUCGCACCGAAUACACUUUUCCGGCGUUGAUUAAGGUCAUGGGACAAGCGACUGGACGAUCAUUGCUCGCUUUACUCUAUGUUGUUCUGAAUGUAACGCCGAUAAUACUGAUAUUAUUACACAUUCUGCGGUUUAUACUGGACAAAACGAUAAGUAUACAGAAUACAAAUGAUUCCCGUCAAAUGCUGGUGAAGUACGCGAUUCUCGGUGUCCAAUUACUUUGUAUUUAUGUGUUUCUCGUGUUCAUCUUUGGUUGCAUAGUUAUUCCAAUAGUACACAUGACUAUUGGGGUAAUCGUGAAAAUAAUUUUGUACACUUAAAAAUUGUUGUCGGAUAUAUUUAUAUAUAUGAGUGUAUUUUUUUAUUCUAUAUAAUCAUUAAUCGUUCCAUCAUUCAAUGUCACAGAAAAGUCAUGAAUAUACGAUAUUAAACCUUUUUACGAAAAAAUGUGCAAACUUCGUAAUAGUGUAUUGAUUUCUUAAUUUUUAUUAGUUUCAAAAAUAAUAACAUUUUUAAAAAGUCCAUGUACGAGUUCAAAUAAAUAUGUUUUUGUUCACGAAACUUGUUUAUCUUGAAUUUGCAGAAAGUAAAUGUUUUUAAAAUGAUUGAUUCUUGAAUUUUUUAUAAGACAAAGUAGAAAAAGUGUUCCGACUUGUUCGUAACCUUGAAUUGUUACUUCGAAGAGAAUUUUUUGCAUUAUUUUCAUGGAGCUUGAUUCUUGGAUGCAGUUUCUUUAGUCAAAAAUAAAUAAAAUAUAAAAUGCAAUCGGGUGGUUAUUUUAUUUGAAUAAUUUUGACGAUAUCUAAAAAAAAAACAGAUUUUCCAAAUCCGUUGUACAAAUAAAAAUGAAAAUAAAACUCAUGGCACAUGUGAAGCAGCUCGAAAAGUCAAAAUGAUUUCAAAAAGUUUUAACUCUGAAAAACUUUUCGACCAACUCGUUGCGAAGCCACAAUAAUCAAAUGUUUCGCUGCAUUACAUACAAAGUCUUAUGAAACCACACGCUUACCAAAUAAGAUCGAUUGAAUUUGGAUGCA